AUGUCGAUAAUCAUCACGGGAGCCAGCGGUUACGUCGGACAAGAGCUAGCAGCGGCUCUUCUGUCCAGCUCGCCCGAUAUUACAGUGACGCUCACAGACGUGAUCGAGCCCGAAGUGCCCGCCUCAGCAGCAGCCCACGCAUCGCGCGUGAAGCGCAUCCAAGCGGACCUGACGAACCCCAGCGUGAUCGAAGAGCUCUUCGCACCAACCCAGCGCUUCGACACGGUCUACCUUCUCCACGGCAUCAUGUCCAGCGGUUCCGAAGCGAACUUCGAGCUGGGCAUCCGCGUCAACCUCGACGCCACCCGGUCCAUCCUCGACCGUCUCCGAACCACCGCCCCAGGCACCAAAGUCGUCUUCACAUCCAGCCUGGCCGUGUACGGCCUCGCGCCUCCAGGCCUCCUCAUCGACGAGGGCAACUUCCCGCCCGUCCCGUCCUCCUCGUACGGCUCGCAGAAACUCAUCGUCGAGACCCUCCUCAACGACUACUCCCGCCGCGGCUUCCUCGACGCCCGCUGCGUCCGUCUCCCCACCGUGACCGUCCGCGCGGGCAAACCCACCCAAGCGGCGAGCAGUUUCGCCAGCGACAUCAUCCGCGAGCCGUUCCACGGGAAGAGCGCCGUGUUGCCCGUCAGCCGGACGACCGAGUUAUGGAUCUGUUCGCCGUACACGGUGGUCAGGAAUCUGCUGCGGGCGCGCGAGAUCCCGGCUGAGGCGUUUGGUGGGGAAUCGCGGUCGGUCAAUUUGCCUGGGUUAAAGGUCAGCGUGCAGGAGAUGUUAGAUGCCCUGGAGAAGAUCGGGGGGAAGGAGAGACGGGCGCUGGUGAGGGAGGAAUUUGAUGCGGAUGUCGAUCGUAUCGUGCAGACGUGGACGCCGCAUUUUAAUACGGCACGCGCGUUGAGGUUGGGGUUUUCGGAGGAUGUGUCGAUGGAGGAGAAUAUUCGGCAGUUUGCGAGGGGUUUUGAGUAG
Molecule: messenger RNA, 969 nt
Organism: Aspergillus melleus
Lineage: Eukaryota; Fungi; Ascomycota; Eurotiomycetes; Eurotiales; Aspergillaceae
Product: SDR family oxidoreductase
Exons: 1
Coding region: 1-969 (322 amino acids)
Source: RefSeq, a predicted model, not a curated record